AUGCUCUGCUUUAGGAGAAACAAAGGUUACAAGGUGGUACCAAGAAAGAAGAAGGUCAAGGCCACUACUUCAACUUCAACUUCGACUAAUCAGACAUCUACCCCGAGAACCGGAAAUGGCACUGGCACUGCCCCUCAGCGCAGGAAUAAAGCGACUGCCAAAAAGACACGUCCUCUCCCUGAUCGAUACUCAGAUUUUCGGCCUUCUCCCUCCCAUGAACGCAACCCUGAUCAACGCCCCCCUAUUCAACCGCCUCGCCAACAGUCCAAAGUUGCGCGCACCAACGACAUGUCCGCCCAAAAUAGCAGCUUCUAUGGGCGCGUUAACUCAGCCAUUACGAGGGGUUUCGAAGACGAUAUUAGUGCCACUGCAGUGCAAAAUCGAGUGAACAAACCUCAAGAGUCAUCAUCAAGUAACACGGCUCAGUCUCAAGCGUACGAUACAACCCCUGUACCAUCAACACAAGUCCAUUUUCGCUAUCAGCGUCCUUCAUUUCUCGGCGAUGUUGACUUUACUGCGGAGUCUCGUCGCGAUAUAGUUGUCGCUCAUGGGCUUACUUCUGCUUUGUCGCCUCGACAAGGCUAUCGUCCUACCCCGGCGUCUAUCUCCAACUUUGCAGACUUCGACCUUGAGAAUACAGAUACUAAGAUUUCCGAUAUCAGACACGACAACAUUUCAUACCAUGAACAACCUAUAACUAGCAUCGCCGCUGCCGCUUCAGCUUCGUCUUCGUCUUCGUCCUCUGCAGGCCCGUACCUUGAUCUGCCCGUAUCACCAGACAGUGAUGCUGUGACAGCAAGCGCAAUAGGCAGUCGAGAGUGUCUUGCCUGUAGCGACAUGAAAGCUCCAAAUUAUUUUCCAGAUUUUGUCACUUCGAAAUGCACGCACACUCCUUCCAUAUGUUUGGAUUGCAUGGUGCGAUCAAUCCAAGUGGCCAUGAAGACCGAAUACUGGAACGAAAUUAGUUGCGACGAGUGCAAAGAAAAACUACAAUAUAACGACAUUCAGCGCUUUGCCGAUGAACAGACAAUCGCCAAAUACGAAAGACAGGCGCUUCGAGCUGCUGUGUCAGACGAGGAGAACUUCUUCUGGUGUACCUCUGAUUGCGGCUCUGGACAGAUCCAUGACUCUGGGUCUACUCAGCCCAUCGUCGUUUGCAUCAAAUGUAAUCAUCGCUCAUGCUUUCACCACGGAGUCAACUGGCAUGAAGACUUGUCUUGUGAGGAGUAUGAUCGGCUUCAAGACGAUCCAGAAUUCCGUAGCUACUUGGAACUGGAAAAUGAAAGGUGGGAGGAGGCUCAGGCAGCUCAAGAAGCUCAAGAAGAGGCAGAUAGGGACGUCGCUCGCAGGCUUGCCGCCGAAGAAAUUGCUGAAACUGAGCGCCAAGAGGCACAAGCUCGGAGAGCGAGGGAGCGAGAACGAGAACGAGAACGAGAAAGAGAAAGACACCGAGAGCAAGAGCGAGAGCGAGAGACACAGCAGAGGCAACGAGAACGAGCACAUGAGAGACAGAGGAACGAGGAGAGGCAACGUGAACAAAAACGAGAGAGGCAGGAGAUCCAAAGAGAACGAGAGAGGCGGAACCAAGAGAGACAGCGACAGCUAGAGCAAGAGAGACACCAGAGGCAACGACAGCUAGAGCAACAGAACCAGAAGAGGCAACGAGAACGAGAGAGACAGAGGGAUCAGGAAAGGCAACGGCAGGUAGAACGAGAGAGGCAGAGAAACCAGGAAAAGCAACGACAGCUAGAGCAAGAGAAACACCAGAGGCAACAAGCUCUUCGCGAAACAGCAUCGAGCCGGAAUGCCGCAGAAGAAAGGCGCAAAAUUGCAGCCAGAAAGAGAGAAGAAGAGUCAAGGAGCUACGCAACAAUGAGAGCUACAUCAAAACCCUGUGGAGGAUGCGGAUGGGCUAUCGAGAGGAGUUUCGGCUGGUAA
Messenger RNA from Fusarium subglutinans, 1938 nucleotides. Its product is annotated as RING finger Dorfin. Bases 1 to 1938 code for a protein of 645 amino acids. Gene Ontology annotation, biological process: positive regulation of DNA-templated transcription; negative regulation of DNA-templated transcription. NCBI's taxonomy places the organism in Eukaryota, Fungi, Ascomycota, Sordariomycetes, Hypocreales, Nectriaceae. Gene Ontology annotation, molecular function: zinc ion binding. The transcript is spliced from 2 exons. The record is from RefSeq and is a predicted model, not a curated record. Gene Ontology annotation, cellular component: nucleoplasm.